CGGAGCGUCUCUUCUGCUCUGAGCGCCAGUGAGGCGAACAGCACCAUGACUGCGAACGCAUACGAUGUGAUUGUGAUUGGCGGAGGCAUCUCAGGUCUGAGUGCCGCCAAGCUGUUGGUGGAGAGCGGCCUCAAUCCUGUGCUCCUGGAAGCCAGAAAUCGCGUUGGUGGAAGAACCUACACUGUUCAGAAUAAGGAGACGAAAUGGGUGGAUCUGGGAGGAGCGUACAUUGGGCCCACUCAAAACCGCAUCCUGAGAAUAGCCAAACAGUACGGCGUGAAAACAUACAAAGUCAACGAGGAGUCGUCUCUGGUUCACUAUGUGAAGGGCAAAUCACAUGCAUUCAAAGGGCCUUUCCCUCCAGUGUGGAACCCUCUUGCCUACAUGGACUACAACAACCUCUGGAGGACAAUGGACAAGAUGGGGAUGGAGAUUCCUAAAGAAGCUCCGUGGAGGGCCCCUCAUGCCGAAGAGUGGGACAAGAUGACCAUGCAGCAACUCUUUGACAAGAUUUGCUGGACCAGGGCCGCUCGCCGUUUUGCCACUCUGUUCGUCAAUGUGAACGUGACCUCUGAGCCCUAUGAGGUGUCUGCUCUGUGGUUCCUUUGGUACGUCAAGCAGUGUGGAGGCACUAUGAGAAUCUUCUCUACCAGCAACGGAGGCCAGGAGCGCAAGUUUGCCGGAGGUGCCAAUCAAAUCAGUGAGGCGAUGGCGAGAGAGCUGGGUGACCGUGUGAAGCUGGGCGGAGCUGUCUACAGCAUUGACCAGACUGGAGACCUCGUGGAGGUCAGGACAGUUAAUGAGGAGAUAUACAAGAGAAGGAUCUGUGAGAUUUAUGCUCGUGUGCUCGGCUCAGAAGAAGCAUUACAUCCUGUGCACUACGAGGAGAAAAAUUGGUGUGAGGAGGAGUACUCUGGUGGCUGCUACACUGCCUACUUCCCCCCUGGUAUCAUGACACAGUAUGGCAGGGUCUUGAGAGAGUCAGUGGGCAGGCUGUACUUUGCAGGAACUGAAACAGCCACAGAGUGGAGCGGUUACAUGGAGGGGGCCGUGCAAGCUGGAGAGAGAGCCAGUAGAGAAAUUUUGUGUGCAAUGGGAAAACUCCAUGCGAGUCAGAUCUGGCAGCCAGAGCCUGAAUCAUUGGAUGUCCCGGCCCGGCCGUUUGUCAUCACAUUUUGGGAAAGAAACUUGCCAUCCGUUGGGGGAUUACUCAAGUUCAUGGGCGUGUCCUCCUUCCUGGCUCUGGCCACAGCAGCAGGAGUGGUUGUCUACAAGAAGGGGCUCCUCCCACAGAGCUAAAGCCCCUCCCACUUUCACAACCUGUUCUCUGUGAGCUGGCCUUGUGAUUGUGAUGUUCAGUCAUGGUAUGUGGCCGAGUUGCUUAGAUGAGAUUUGACACACAAUUACUCAGUCAUUGUUAAAAAUUAACCAAGUGAUUAUUAUGGCUUAAUGAGUAGCUACUAAUUGUUAAUGUGGGAAUUGCCCUGUCAAAGAAUUCACAAACUAGCCAUAUUAAAUGAACCAAACGUGUGACAUUCCACAACCAUUCAUUGCGUGUGUGAGAGUGUGUGUGUUUUCCACCAGUCUUAUUGAUUACCUCUGCUAAUUUCAGGUGCUGUUCUCAGGAACUCGUUAAUUAACCUUCCAAAAUAUUGAAGUAACAUUACAGAGAUUAGAUUAGCAUUUAGUCAUGCAUUUUAUUGUCCUCUAUAGCAGAGACUUUGAGAAUAUCUUCUCUACAUCACAACACAACACAACACAACACAGAAGCUGUAUUAGCUUCAGCACAGUUCAAUAUAUCAUUCAUGAGAGAAGCAGAGGCUGUUCAUAUCACAUUCAUUCUCAGCAUACAAAUGACAGUUAGUACAGACUGGCUUGAAGUGAAAUCUAUCAGUCAUAGAGAGCUGAUUUGAAGGUUAUCCCAGUGUUUAAUGUCAUUUCUAAAAGCUACUGUAUGAUUGAAUCAUAUGAAAGCAUUUGAAUGUACUUUUACAUAUUAGAUUUUUUCAUGUAACAGACCAGUGUAUACUUGAAAUAUGAAUUUGUUUUUUGACAUGCAUUCAUUUCCAACCAUCCGUUGUUUAACAAUCCUCUAAUCCCAUAGUAUAUUAUUAGGAAAAAAAUGUUAAUUUGUAGACAAAUAUAAAGGCUUUCCCAGUUUAUCUAAAUGGUUUAAUAAGGUUUUUUUUCUUUUUUCCCAUCUACCAACCUUGUGACAGAUAGAUAGAUAGAUAGAUAGAUAGAAGUGGAAAGUGUCCCUUCCUUCACCUCGGAGCAGUAACCUGUGCAAUAUUAUUUACAGAACCAGUCUAACAUUGUGUAUGGUGAUUCAUUAAAGUUUAUCCGAUUCUUGCCGUCUUCAGUUAUUUAAUUAUAUCUAGCAAAUUAUAUAUAUAAUUGCUGUAUUGGCAAAAGAACAACAAGUGGUAUAUAUAUAUAUAUAUAUAUACU
Molecule: messenger RNA, 2451 nt
Organism: Sinocyclocheilus rhinocerous
Lineage: Eukaryota; Metazoa; Chordata; Actinopteri; Cypriniformes; Cyprinidae
Product: amine oxidase [flavin-containing]-like
Exons: 12
Coding region: 46-1299 (417 amino acids)
Cellular component (GO): mitochondrion
Molecular function (GO): flavin adenine dinucleotide binding; primary methylamine oxidase activity
Source: RefSeq, a predicted model, not a curated record